AGGACUAAAGUACAAUAACUGAUCCGAAAAGAAACGAAAAAAGCGGAAGAUCAUGCAAACUUACACUUAAAAGCUCGUUUUUUGCUUCUUCUUUUUUCCCUUUUUUCAUCCAAUUUCAUCAUCACAUUCAUGCUUUCUUCUUCUUCUCCAUUUCAUGGAUUCCUCGCUCACUACCCUUCUUCUCUUCAACAACACCAUUCAACCAGAGUUGAUGAGAAGCGUGCAUGUGUACCGUGGUGAAUGUGAUGGAGAAGAAAGAGAAGUUGAAAGAGAGUUUGUGUUUUCUAAGAAUGGUUCUUAUGUUGAAAUGCAAGCUACUCCAAUUCUUAGCUUGUUGAAAUCUUUUGUUUCUAAAGAAAUUUUUGAAGGGUAUACUAAUGGAGUGUGGCUUUGUAUUUUUGCUUUUCAUGCUUAUAAUACUCCUCCAUUUUCUCACAUUCCAACCCUUUUGUUGGUUACAAGAAAUCCAAAGCUUCAGGCUAUUCCAAACUUGCUCAAUGAUCUCCACAUGAUAUACAAGUUGGUCCCGAAGGAGGAACCCAAAGAUACACCAGAGAGCUCUACAGCGGAAGAAUCGAAAGGAAACAACAACAAUUUUCAGCCACCAAAAAAACUCUUUCCUGUGCUUAAUCAGGAUCUCAAUUGCCUUCCAUAUGAAGAUGAUGAGUCUGAGUUACUGGACGACAAGUCUGGGUUAUUGGAUAACAAGUCUGAGUUACUGGGUGACGAGACAGAUUUUGAAAGUUCAUCAGGUUCGGUAGGAAAGAAAAAGAGGGCAGCCAGUGACAUUGUUGCAAAAAUAACUUUACCAGAUUUGGUCAAGUACUUUGAUAUGCCAAUUGUAGAAGCGUCAAAGAGUCUAAAUGUUGGCCUUACUGUUCUAAAAAAAAAGUGCAGAGAAUUCGGUAUUCCCCGCUGGCCUCACAGGAAGAUCAAAUCACUUGACAGUCUCAUUCAUGAUCUUCAGGAAGAGGCGAAACAUCAGGACAUGGAGGAUAAAGCUGCAGCAAUGGCAGUGCUAAGGAGGCAAAAGAUGUUGGAAUGUGAAAAGGAAAACAUAGAGAAAAUGCCGUUCAUGGACAUACGAAGUGAGACCAAGAGAUUCAGACAAGAAGUUUUCAAGAGAAGGCACAGAUCUAGAGUUAUGGAAAAACAGAAUUCAACAGUAGCAAGCAAUUAGCACCUUUUUAGAGUCAUCAAACAUAGAGAGAAACAAAACCACAUUUUGCAAGUUGUAGAUCAGAAUCAAAACAUGUACAACUCUUCUAAUUGGUCAUUGACCUUUUAUAAUUUUUGCUUUGGACUUGUAUGUGGUUUGCAAUGUCUAUAGUCAACCUAUAGUAUCUUUAGAGUUUAUUUUGGCUUAAGUGACGAGUUAUGACAUAAACACUUUUCUAAGUGUUUGGAAGAGCUUAUGAAUUAUCAUAAGUUAUUUUUGAUCUAUUUUCUUCAACUCCGAGGAAUAGUUUAUAGAAACAACUUAUAAAGAGUUUAUACAUUUUUUUUUGUUUAUUUCG
Messenger RNA from Trifolium pratense (red clover), 1517 nucleotides. Its product is annotated as protein RKD5. Gene Ontology annotation, molecular function: DNA-binding transcription factor activity. NCBI's taxonomy places the organism in Eukaryota, Viridiplantae, Streptophyta, Magnoliopsida, Fabales, Fabaceae. The coding region runs from base 155 to 1180 and encodes 341 amino acids. The record is from RefSeq and is a predicted model, not a curated record. The transcript is spliced from 5 exons.